Erpetoichthys calabaricus (reedfish) is the source of this 2336-nucleotide messenger RNA. It is a transcript of the gene entpd5a, whose product is annotated as ectonucleoside triphosphate diphosphohydrolase 5a. Gene Ontology annotation, molecular function: GDP phosphatase activity; UDP phosphatase activity. The coding region runs from base 734 to 2020 and encodes 428 amino acids. NCBI's taxonomy places the organism in Eukaryota, Metazoa, Chordata, Cladistia, Polypteriformes, Polypteridae. The record is from RefSeq and is a predicted model, not a curated record. The transcript is spliced from 14 exons. Gene Ontology annotation, cellular component: membrane. Gene Ontology annotation, biological process: nucleoside diphosphate catabolic process.
UUCUAAUUCAGAUUACUAUUUUUAGUAAAAGAAUAAUUCAGUAAUUUGUUUUCAAUAAAAUAUUUGAUGUAGCUGAUAUUGCAGUAAAUAAUGUAGGUCUAAGCAGUAGGUUAGAGAGCUGAUGCUUGCAGUAUACUUGUGAGCUUUAAAUGAGAGUUUAUUUUCUUAUAUACAUAUCUAUAAAUAUACUGGUGCAAUUUUCUACUUUCUAAGCCUGUUGGAUAUUUAUGUACAUGUAUAUUUUAUAUAGGAAUAUAUGAAGAUGGACACAUGCAGAUUUUUUUUCCCCUGUUGGUAAACCACUUUUUUUUUUUUUUUGAUAAUUUUCUGACAUAUUUUUAGUACAAAUUAUAGUGUAGGAGCAGGCUACUGGAGAAUAAAGCCUUCUGGUCUUGGAAUCGCGUGAGUGGUGACUGACAGUGCCAGGCUCCACCCAUCAGCUUGCUACUCUAUGCACAUGAGCUGUGGAUUCCCUAAAGAACAGACUGUAUUGGAAUCCAUCUUGUUACUAAACUCUCUGUGCUGCUUAACUGCCUGAAUCUGUGUGACAUCUAGUGUUAACAUUACUAAAAGGAGAGCUUUUAAUAAACAAAGUUUUCUAAAAUACAGAACUGGUUUGGAUAACGGAUAUGGGUUUAAAUAAUUAAAAAUAUGGUCUUCAUGGUGGAAAACCACUUUCAUUUAGAACAUUUAACUUUUCAGAAGUGUCAGACACUUAAACACUCCAACUAAGAUGAUGGAAAUGAGAGUCUCUCUCUGCACCAUUUUUCUGUUCUCUUUGCUUGCACCUUUGCUGGCUGAAUUCUUUAGUGAUGAAUAUUCAGCCAGUUUAGAAAACAUCCUCCCUACGAUGACCCGACCCAUGAACACCAGCCGCACCUUCUAUGGAAUCAUGUUCGAUGCUGGGAGCACAGGGACUCGCAUCCAUGUUUAUACUUUUAUUCAGAAGUCUUCAGCUCAAAUUCCAAGUUUAAACAAUGAGAUUUUCAAGUCAGUGAAACCAGGACUUUCUGCCUAUGCUGACAAUCCUGCUACGGGAGGAGAAACUGUUCGUGCCCUACUAGAGACUGCCAAGGAGACGGUGCCCCCAAGGUACUGGAGCAAGACACCUGUCGUUCUAAAAGCCACAGCAGGUCUUAGACUGCUUCCAGAAUAUAAGGCAGAAGCCCUGCUGCAGGAGGUUCAAGGGGUUUUUGAUGAGUCACCCUUUUAUGUACCAAACGAAAGUGUCAGCAUAAUGAAUGGAACACAUGAAGGAAUUUUGGCUUGGAUUACAGUAAAUUUUUUAACAGGUAAUUUUUAUGGGAAAAACUUUAAGACUUAUGGAACCUUGGACUUGGGUGGAGGUUCAACUCAGAUCACAUUUAUGCCAAAAUCAAAGAAAACCCUUUUAUUAGCUCCUAAGGAUCACACUGCUACAUUUGAAAUGUUUAACCGCACUUAUCAGCUGUACACUCAUAGUUAUCUUGGAUGUGGACUCAUGGCGGCUAGGGUGGCAACUAUGGGAGCAAAUGAAUGGGAUGCACCAUACAAUGUAUAUACAAGCAGCUGCCUACCUAAGAAAUUUAAAGGAGAAUGGAGUUUUGGAAGGGUCACUUACAGAGUCAGUGGGAAUCCUGAUGGCUAUGCUGGUUAUAAGUUAUGCUACCAAGAAGUCAUUAAUGUUGUCAGAGGAGUCAUCAACCAGCCAUUUGUAUUAAGAGGCACAACCUUCUAUGCUUUCUCAUACUACUUUGACAGAGCUGUUGACUCAGGGCUGAUUGAUGGACAAAGAGGCGGUAUUGUGGAAGUUAGAGAUUUCAAGAAGAAAGCUAAAGAAGUGUGCAACAACAUGACAAAGUACCGCCCAAUAAGCCCAUUCCUAUGUAUGGACAUGACUUACAUCACUGCUUUGCUGAAAGAAGGGUUUGGAUUCAAGGAACACACAGUCUUACAUCUUACCAAAAAGGUGAACAAUGUUGAGACAAGCUGGGCUCUAGGUGCAGCAUUCCACCUGCUUCAAUCGCUGAAGAGCAUGUGAGAAACUCAUGUUGAGAGAUAUUCACGGUUGACAUAUAUGAAACCUGCAGAAAACUCGAGGAAAAAAGUCAAAUUCUGUUUAGCAGUUGACAGAGAUGCUGAAAUUGCAGUAGUCUUACUUGGAUGUGUAUUGUACAUUUAAGAUUAUGAACAACUACUACACAUCAAUAGUAUUACUGGGUUAUUAUAGUACUAAACAUUAUAUCAUCAAUAUCCAUUCAUUAUGCCUAUGCACAGUAUUUUUGUUCAUGCUGUUGGUUGUUUUUGUAAAAAUUUCCUUAUGGGAUUUCCUUUAUAUAGGUAAAUUGCACACAGAA